UUUCGUGACUUCGUGUUCGUGAAUCGUGGGUUCGGUUUUUUAUCUGCCUGUCUCUCUCUCGCUUCCCCUUUGUUUUGGGGUGUGCGUGUGUGUAGAAGAAGAGACUUUCACUACGGUUCAAAGCCCAAGCCACUAGCAGCAGUAACUAACGCUAACGUUAACGUUAGCGCUAACAUUAAUUAAUGCGCUUCGCACGCGUUGUCGUUAUUUCGAACUCUCCUCAAGAGUUGUUUUAAGUUUCUUGUGGAUGCGAUGUGAUGAUGCUUAUGAGUUUGUUUCUGCUCUUCACCACCCCUUCCAGUUUUUCAGUAUUCGAUUCGAUUUUGGUGAAAUCAAUGUGUAGAAAGUGAAGUUACAAUUGCACUCGCCAAUUGACAUUACGCAUUAGCCUAAGAAGAAAGUGAAAAUCAGUUUGUUGCGUGGUCAAACUGGACACGGAUAAUAUUGCCAAAAAAAAGGAGUACGAUAGCGGCACCUGUUUAGCGAUUAAAGCGGUUCGUUGCGGCCGCCGAUGCGUCUAUUAAUCCAAACGGCAACGGCAACGGGCGGCGCUGCUGCAGCUGCUCUACAGUCCCAAUACUCGCAGUCCCAAUACAAUUACAGUAGCAUGCGUGAGGACGACAUUGAGCUGGCCAUUAAGGUGGUCAUUGUGGGCAAUGGCGGCGUUGGCAAAUCCUCGAUGAUCCAGCGCUACUGCAAAGGCAUCUUCACCAAGGACUACAAGAAAACGAUUGGUGUGGACUUCCUCGAGCGACAGAUCGAGAUCGAUGGCGAGGAUGUGCGCAUUAUGCUGUGGGACACGGCGGGUCAGGAGGAGUUCGAUUGCAUCACAAAGGCAUACUAUAGAGGAGCACAGGCCUCAGUGCUGGUGUUUUCUACUACAGAUCGCGCCUCGUUCGAUGCGAUCAAGGAGUGGAAGCGAAAGGUGGAGAACGAAUGCAAUGAGAUACCCACGGUGAUAGUGCAGAACAAGAUCGAUCUGAUCGAGCAGGCGGUGGUCAGUGCCGAUGAGGUGGAAACGCUGGCCAAGAUGCUCAACUGUCGACUGAUACGCACCUCGGUGAAGGAGGACAUCAAUGUGGCGUCUGUGUUUCGGUAUUUGGCCACCAAAUGCCAUCAGCUGAUGACGCAGAGUUACGAUCAGGCGAACAACAGCUGCAGUCAAAACAAUGCCACACAUCCGCCCUUCAGCAGCACGCCCACAAUCAGCGCCUUCAGUCCGACAUUCACCAAGUCCAGCAGCGGCACAAUUGUCCUGCGUCCGGCCAAGAAAGGCAGCGGUUCGAGUGCAGCGCGAAAGCGCAAAAUUGUGCUCAAAAAGUGUGGAAUAUUGUGAGAGAUGAAACUUUCAAGAUAGCGAGAAUAGCGAGCGGGGAGAGAAGUUGAAGGUGAUUGAAGAUUUCAUGUUGGGGAGGGAGAGAUACAAAUGUGUGUAUCUACAGCUGUUGGCAAUUAAUAACUGGAGCAUAUUUAACGCUUAAUAAUCAUAUUUUUUAGAGAGCCCAAAUCAAGUUGUAGCCAUGUGAGCAGCCAAGCGUUGGCUGCAACCACAGAGCAUAGAGCAAACACCAAACAGCACAGCACAGUUUGAGCCACAGCCAUUCACUAGUCAUGCACAGACUCCGCAAUGUUCGCAGUUAUCGCAUGAUGUGUGGAGAGGAUAAUGUUUGGGGGGAGAAUACGGCAAAACUUACUCACUAAUAAACCAGAUAGCGCACAAAAAGCAAACAAAGUUUGUUAGUAACGAACUGCAAAUGCUCUUAUUUGUAACUCAACUAAAACAGUUUUUAAAUUAUUUAUGACACUCCAAAAUUAUACACAAAUUUAUGAAAUAAUUGCCUGUAGUAAAUUAAUUAGUAAAAUAAUAGUGAGGCACAACUUAAGAUAUGCAUAAGAAGUUGUAAUUACUUUUAACGAGUCUAGACUUUGUUGGCACAAAUGGCGUUCCCUAAGAACUGAAACUUUAAACUACACUUUAUCUGACAGUUAAAACUGUAACUGCACUUUAACGAAAUAACUUGAAAAUAGCAUGCAAGGGAAAAGCUUAAGCAAAUGUUGUUUUGUUUUGGAAGGGUAGAUGCAAUCAAUAGAGCAAAAGAAGCAAACAGGCAGAGAGAUGCAUAAAGAUGCAUUCAUUAUUAUUAAUAUUUAUGCAGCUACUCAAAUUUGAGCCUAAUUAGUUAUAGAUAAGCAGAUGUAACCGACUUUUCUAUAACGGAGACUGAUGCGGCAAAACCUCCAUUCGAUAUUGUAUGUGUAAUUACUGUGUUUGUAAGUAUCUAUGUAUGUAUUUAUUAUUUUACUCGUACUAAUCUCUAUUCGUAGCUAAAGCUUUUUUUGGCACGCCAAGGGGGAAGGCGAUGCAGGUGUUUCGUGUGAAAUCCUUUGCCAAUUAGCCUUGGCAAAUGUGCAAUUAAUUUGUUCAACUCAUUUAAUUAUUAGCUAAUUAAGAGGCAUCUCAUCUCAUAGACGAUAUAUGUAUGUUGUAUAUUCGUGUCGUCGUAACCCAGUGUGGUCUAGUGUAAUAUGCAAAUUGUGUGGGGCCCACACACGUGAGAAGUUUCGUCUGCAGCCCAAAUAAAUGCAAAUAUAUAUUGUACUACAACCUAACUAUCUAGCUGUAUGUAAACUAUAUCAAUGUACUCGUAACUAUACACAAUUAUUAUUAUUACCUAAGCCUAUAAUUAUGAAA
Messenger RNA from Drosophila nasuta, 2692 nucleotides. It is a transcript of the gene Rab23, whose product is annotated as RAS oncogene family member Rab23. Gene Ontology annotation, molecular function: GTPase activity; GTP binding. The coding region runs from base 512 to 1336 and encodes 274 amino acids. The record is from RefSeq and is a predicted model, not a curated record. The transcript is spliced from 3 exons. Lineage: Eukaryota; Metazoa; Arthropoda; Insecta; Diptera; Drosophilidae.